Molecule: messenger RNA, 997 nt
Organism: Saccoglossus kowalevskii
Lineage: Eukaryota; Metazoa; Hemichordata; Enteropneusta; Harrimaniidae
Biological process (GO): regulation of transcription by RNA polymerase II
Cellular component (GO): RNA polymerase II transcription regulator complex
Molecular function (GO): DNA-binding transcription factor activity, RNA polymerase II-specific; RNA polymerase II cis-regulatory region sequence-specific DNA binding
Source: RefSeq, a predicted model, not a curated record
AUGUACACCGCCGAAUGUCCACCUUCGAACGCUAUAAAAUUGAAAGAGGAACAGUCAGAUUCGGAAGAAGUUUACGACGAUACUUGCAGCCUGUUUCUAUCUCGUUUUCCUGAUUAUCCGAACCCAGCUCUGAAUAAUGAAAUCAGUUUAGAUGUUGUAGCACAUGAACUUAGUGUGGAAAGAAGAAGAAUCUAUGAUAUUGUAAAUGUCUUGGAAAGUGUUGAAAUUGUUAGUAGGUUUGCCAAAAAUAAAUACAUCUGGCAUGGAAAAGUGAAACUACUCGAUACAUUAACAAAACUUAGAAAUUUGGGUGAAACUGAAAACUAUGCCAGUCAAAUACAGCAUCUCAAGAAAAUGCAAGAGGAGAGAGAGUUCAACUUUGGGGAGGAUCUCAAAUCGAAAAAGGAACCACUACAUCCAACAGAAUCUGAAAAUAUGCCAUUAAGAUUUUGUAACUCCAAAGAUGGGCUGGAAAAAUUCAAUAAUCGGAAAGACAAAUCUCUUGGUGUGAUGAGCCAGAAGUUUAUUAUGUUGUUUCUAGUCUCUAAGACAAAAGUUGUGUCAUUAGAUAUCGCAGCUAGAAUACUUAUCGGCGAUAUUAAUUAUGAAAUUAACGAAAACUCAAAGUUUAAAACGAAAAUUCGAAGACUUUACGAUAUAGCUAAUAUAUUAACAAGUUUAAACCUCAUUAAGAAGGUGCACGUGACGGAGGCUAGAGGUAGAAAGCCAGCAUUUAAAUGGGUCGGUCCGGAACCAGGGACCGGAAUGUCAAACGGUACGUAAUCAGUGUUCUCCCCAGCAUUCAAUUUGUGUGCGGGGCCGCCACGCUGCUUUUCCUGCCCGCCACUGGUCCCGAGCCGCUACGGUGAUAAGUAAGACCGCCACAGUGCUUUUUUCAUUGUUCAUCCUGUGAACUGUAUUACGAAAUAUAGAAAGAAAUACGUAGCUAUCAGGAAUUUUGUCACGCUUCCGACCAGGACUAUUGUCCGACGUACCG